AUGGCAUCUCGCAUCGUCGUCGUCCCAGACCCGGUCUCAACCGUCGUGGUCACACAAUAUGUUCCAGCCAACAACACACAGGACGUUAACAGCGCCGCCCUACCACCUGUUGCAACGGCGCCCGCUGAGAACUUGCCACCUCCCAACGAUACUCCUGUAGUGGAUGGAGACGCUCCCCAGUUUGCGUCCUUUAUUCCUCCUACAAACCCCGAGGUCAAUCCUGUUCCCACGACCGUGGCAGGACAGGAGCCCCCUAACGGCGUUCCUGGAAACGAUGGAAAUGCUCCGCAAUUUGGGACUUUCCUUCCUGUUACAAGUCAAGAAGCCAGCCCUGCUCCCACAGCUGCGCCUGGUCAAGAACCUCCCAACGAAGUUCCUGUAGAUGGAGAUGCUCCACAGUUCGCGACCUUUAUUCCUACAAGUCAAGAAGUUAGCCCUGCCCCUACGACGGCACCUGGGCAGGACCCCCCUCAAGAGGUCCCUGCAAACAACGGAGAUGCCCCUCAGUUUGCAUCUUUCAUCCCUCCGACAAGUGAAGCGGUCGACCCUGUCCCCACGACUGCGCCAGGACAAGAACCCGAGCCUGCACCACCCGCACCUUUGCCCGAGACGACUAGCGCUGUCGAACCGAUUCCUCAACCACCGGCCCCGGAAGCACCUCAAGAAACAACACCUCCCAUUGAGUCGAUCGCACAGCCAACUUCGCAGCCGCCGCCUCAGGAGACAAUAGAGCCGACCCAACCGAUAGAUGGACCUGAUCCAGUGACAACUGACGCCCAGCCACCCGUUCAGCCAACUUCUCAACAGGCACCCCAGGAAACUCCAUCAGACGCUCGCCUCAUCGAUGGACCGGACCCUGUAACUACAGAUGCACAGAACCCUGCCCGACCGUCUGCUCAACCGACAACACAAGGAGGGCCCGGAAACACGCCAGAGAAUGCUCGUCUGAUCAUCGAGACGGAGACGGAGUCAUCGUUCUCACUGUCCGCGACACUUACCUCUGAAAUUCUUCAGUUUGACACUGCGUCGUUCACUUACACGGGCCCCCCUUCUCGCUCAACAACUCUCCAAACCCGACAGGGAACCAGCACUGAUGUGUCUGCUGGUGGCUCUACCGAGACCUCUGACGGCUCUGACUCUGAUGACGACGAGACGAAUGUUGGUGGCUCCGAGCCGUUGUAUACCACUGCGACCUUGGCUGAUGGUGUGGUUACGACUAUUGAUCUUGGUGCAACUGCUGGAACUGGCCAAUCCUCGGAAACCGAAACCCCUGGUGCCGUUGUCAAGGACAAGUCGGAAGAGGAUGCAGGCGCAACCCCAGUCGUUGUGGGAAGUAUUGUUGGCUCGAUCCUGGGGAUAUCUAUGCUGGCACUGGUCAUCUUCUGGCUCAUCAGAAGACGAAAAUUGCAGCGCCGUAGAAGCACCCUUCUCACGCCUCUCGGUGUUCGUCCAGGUGCACCACCCGGUACACCUGGUAACCUGAUGAAGUAUGAAAUCGACAACCAAUCUCUGGGCCCAACACCACGAUCUGCCAAAGUUGCAGCCGCCAUGAGUGCCAAUGCCAAGAAGUUUAGUCAACGACUCCGGCAAUCUAUGAGUGACGCCUCCCAUAUCAACAUGAGCCGCGGAAACUCUCAAUUCGGCCAUGAAGGGCAAGUCGUGCCCACUCCACGUGCUCAUAGCAGAGCAAGUUCAACCCCCCCUGGGCUACCGCAACAAAAUGGAUGGUGGUCUCAGGCUUUCGAAGAGUCGAUUGCCAGGGAUGUCCCCGCCGCGGCUCCUCCUAUGGCGCAACCGGGCUAUGACGGAAGACGAACACCAAGCCCUAAUCCUUUCUCCGACUACAACUCCGCCGUUGGGGGACCUUCAGCCACUGCCCGUGAAUAUUCCCAUAGUGUCCCGCCUCAUGGCUCGAUGGUGCCGCAGCCUCUUGAGCCUGCCCGACCCUACGCAGCGGACGACCCCUUUGCUGAUGGAGACUCAAUCAUGUCACCAGAGCUUGCGCGGCAAUCGCCAACGAUAUAUGGAGGCGCUGUCGACCAACGUCGAAGCCCACCUAUGUCGCGCAAUCUUACCCCUCAAUCAACGGGUGACAACAUGAAUCUCAGGCCACAAGAGGUCUGGCGUGGCAAGGUUCAUUCAAACCCCUUUGAUCUGGAACUUGAUAAUCGAGUGGUUCCCAGCAUGUAUGGCAACAUUCAACAAGUGCCUCGCUACACUGUUGCUAGCUCUUUCUACAGUACCGCCAACAACAACAGCAACAAUAACAACCGGUACACUACUAGACAGUCACGUGCUGACAGCUUCACUUCGAAAUAUACUAGCGGAGUGAGCUCGAUCAGCGAGUGGCCUCCUGUACCCCCUCGUGUUCCCAGCAUCUACGGCCGGUAUGGGGAUGACGGGACUGAUCUCCCCGUUCCUCCCCAGCACUCCAGAAGUGAUGACAACUCUUGGAGGCGCUGA
This is a messenger RNA of Fusarium coffeatum, 2463 nucleotides long. RefSeq lists its product as uncharacterized. The coding region runs from base 1 to 2463 and encodes 820 amino acids. The transcript has a single exon. Lineage: Eukaryota; Fungi; Ascomycota; Sordariomycetes; Hypocreales; Nectriaceae. The record is from RefSeq and is a predicted model, not a curated record.